ACUGUGGGCGGUGUUGGAGAAAGCAGCUGUCAUGGCGGAGCUGAGUGAGGCGCUACUUUCUGUGCUACCGUCUAUCCGGGUGCCCAAGGCCGGGGACCGCGUCCAUAAGGAUGAGUGCGCCUUCUCUUUCGACACUCCGGAAUCAGAUGGAGGCUUAUAUAUUUGUAUGAACACAUUCCUGGGAUUUGGAAAGCAAUAUGUGGAGAAAUAUUAUGAAAAAACAGGCCAGCGGGUCUAUUUACAUCUUAAGAAAACACGCAGAUUGAAAGAAGAAGAUAAUAAUUCCAGUGCUGGUGAUCCUCCCCGGAAGAAACCAACCCGUCUAGCUAUUGGUGUGGAAGGUGGAUUUGACAUCCCAGAGGAGAAAUAUGAAUAUGAUGAACAUGUCAAAAUAGUUAUUUUACCAGACCAUUUGGAUAUCCCUCAGGAUGGACUAGAUGGUCUGCCAGAUAUGGUUAAGGACAGGAUUUCUAGUGCAAUUGAAGCUAUUCUGACAGCAGAUUCUGCCUCCCGUAAACAGGAGGUGCAGGCUUGGGAUGGGGAGGUUCGGCGUGUGUCCAGGCAUGCCUUUUCACUUCAGCAGCUCGAGAAUGGUGUGCGUAUCCCUCCUUGCGGCUGGAAAUGCAGCAAGUGUGACAUGCGGGAGAACCUGUGGCUUAACAUGACAGAUGGCUCCAUCUUGUGUGGACGGCGUUACUUUGAUGGCAGUGGAGGCAACAACCAUGCUGUAGAACAUUACAGAGAAACUGGUUACCCCUUGGCUGUAAAGUUGGGAACCAUCACUCCCGAUGGAGCUGAUGUCUACUCUUACGAUGAGGAUGAUAUGGUUCUAGACCCCAAUCUGGCUGAGCACCUGGCUCAUUUUGGGAUUGAUAUGCUUAAAAUGCAAAAGACUGACAAGACAAUGACCGAGCUAGAAAUUGAUAUGAACCAGCGGAUUGGAGAGUGGGAGUUAAUUCAGGAGUCUGGGGUGCAGCUCAAACCACUCUAUGGCCCUGGCUAUACGGGUAUCCGUAACCUUGGAAACAGUUGCUAUCUCAACUCAGUAGUGCAGGUGUUGUUCAGCAUACCAGACUUCCAGCGGAAGUAUGUAGACAAAAUAGAGAAAAUAUUCCAAAAUGCUCCUGCAGAUCCUACACAAGACUUCAGCACCCAGGUAGCCAAGCUUGGUCAUGGGCUUCUGUCUGGGGAAUAUUCAAAACCUGCUUCUUCAGGUGGAGAACAACAGUUGGACCAGAAGGGCAUACAAGACGGCAUUGCGCCGCGUAUGUUUAAAUCUCUUGUUGGUAAAGGUCAUCCAGAGUUUUCUACUAAUCGGCAGCAAGAUGCUCAAGAAUUCUUCCUGCACUUCAUUAACAUGGUGGAGAGGAACUGCCGUAGCUCUGAAAACCCAAAUGAGGUCUUUCGCUUCUUAGUGGAAGAGAAGCUCAAGUGCUUGGCCACAGAGAAAGUGAAAUACACCCAGCGUGUUGAUUACAUUUUGCAGCUCCCAGUACCCAUGGAAGCAGCCCUGAAUAAAGAUGAGUUGCUAGAAUAUGAAGAAAAGAAACGACAGGCAGAAGAAAAAAAGCAGCCACUGCCAGAACUGGUCCGUGCCAAGGUACCUUUCACCUCCUGUCUUGAGGCCUAUGGAGCCCCAGAACAAGUUGACGACUUCUGGAGCACAGCCUUGCAAGCCAAGUCUGUGGCACUCAAAACAACCAGGUUUGCCUCCUUUCCAGAUUAUCUAGUGAUCCAGAUCAAGAAAUUCACUUUUGGCCUAGAUUGGGUACCCAAAAAACUUGAUGUGUCCAUUGAAAUGCCUGAAGAGCUGGACAUCUCUGCACUUCAGGGGACAGGAUUGCAACCUGAGGAGGAGGAGAUGCCUGAUAUAGCACCCCCACUGGUGACACCAGAUGAGCCCAAAGGUAGCCUGGGUUUCUAUGGCAACGAGGACGACGACUCCUUCUGCUCCCCUCACUUCUCCUCUCCAACAUCCCCCAUGUUGGAUGAGUCUGUGGUUACUCAGUUAGUGGAGAUGGGUUUUCCAAUGGAUGCCUGCCGCAAAGCUGUAUAUUACACAGGGAACAGUGGGGCUGAGGCAGCAAUGAACUGGGUCAUGUCCCACAUGGAUGAUCCAGAUUUUGCAAAUCCUCUAGUUCUUCCGGGAUCCAGUGGGCCUGGUUCCACCAUCACCUGCCCAGAUCCCCCAUCUGAAGAUAGUGUGGCAACCAUUGUCUCUAUGGGCUUUUCCCGGGAUCAGGCUAUGAAAGCACUAAAAGCUACGAAUAACAGCCUUGAGCGGGCUGUGGACUGGAUCUUCAGCCAUAUUGAUGAUCUAGAUGCAGAAGCUGCCAUGGACAUCUCAGAGGGACGUUCAGCUGCAGAAUCUAUCUCUGAAUCCAUUCCCGUGGGGCCGAAAGUUCGUGAUGGACCUGGAAAAUACCAGCUUUUUGCUUUCAUCAGUCACAUGGGCACAUCUACUAUGUGUGGUCAUUACGUCUGUCAUAUCAAGAAGGAUAAUAGGUGGGUGAUCUAUAAUGACCAGAAAGUUUGUGCCUCAGAGAAGCCCCCCAAAGAUCUUGGGUACAUCUACUUUUACCAGAGGAUCCCCAGCUAGGACCUUCUCCUUCAGGGUGUGCAGCAAGAAUCAGCUGAUGUUGGGAGGACGGGAAAUUACAGAGAUGAAAAUGAAGAAGAGGGACAACUUUCCAUCCUUAGGUGUUCGUAUACCACUGCUGCAGCCCCAGAGACAGGAUUCCUUCACGUGGAAGCUGGAGUCUGGUGCCCCUGUGGACACUGAUGGAGGGUUGGGGGGCUUGGGUGGAUUUGAACCUCUGUGUAAAAGCAGGAAGAAAAAUAGCAUCUCACUGAACCAGUCAUCCAAGGCUCAUCCAUGCACAUGGUUUCUUCUUGGUGUAACUAUAACACUCUGGGACAGUUUAGAGAAUGGUGGGCAUGAGAGGAAGCAGUUGAGUGUGUGUGGCUUUACGUACUAGAUAGGAUGGGUUCCCUCACCUGCCUGAAAACCAUUCAGGAAUAAUCUGGCCAUAAAGUAGAACCUGUUACUCAUGUGCCUCUGAAAUGCCAAAAACACACAGGAUCAAAUAAAAACCUUGUACCCUCCUUCA
This is a messenger RNA of Python bivittatus (Burmese python), 3110 nucleotides long. It is a transcript of the gene USP5, whose product is annotated as ubiquitin specific peptidase 5. Gene Ontology annotation, biological process: protein deubiquitination. Gene Ontology annotation, molecular function: zinc ion binding; protein binding; cysteine-type deubiquitinase activity. NCBI's taxonomy places the organism in Eukaryota, Metazoa, Chordata, Lepidosauria, Squamata, Pythonidae. The record is from RefSeq and is a predicted model, not a curated record.